GAACUUCCUGAUACACUUCGUUUCGCUUUUCAUUUCUGCAAACUUUCCCGAUUUCGAGAAGAGCUCGGAUGCGUUGAUCAGCACCGUAUCGUUUAAAGUAUAAACACGAGCACGAAGAGUGUUUGGAGUAUUGUCGUCCUAUGCUCGUUUCAAGGUUAAGGUAUGGCUGCACUAGAUGCCUGUAGAAAUAUUAAAGAAGCCGAAGAUGCAGCUCAGAGGCUGAGCGACGCCAUCAACUUCAGAGACAAAGAUGAAGCGACCAAAUACCUGAAUCAGCUCCUGGAUCUGAAUCUCCCAGUGUGUGUCAAAAUAAAUCCUAAAGCGUACUCUGAAGACAGCAUCAGGUUGAGGGUCGGAGUGGCAGAUGCGGCAUCGGACGUCCACAUCCCAAUAACGGUGAUGGUACCGGUUUACAUGACCAUCUCAGAGCUCAAAGAAAAGAUCAGUCACGACUACGGCUUCCACCCGGUCCUGCAGCGCUGGGUCAUCGGGAAGCGUCUCGCCCAGGACAGAGACACCUUGUAUCAUUACGGGGUCAGAAACCACGACGAUUCGGCCUUCCUCUUCCUCCUCACUGCCAGGGCCGCCAAUCUGACCCGCGAACAAGAGAGGAAAGAGAAAGAGGACAGACGGAUCGAUGAGAUAAUAGAAGUGGUGGAGCGUCCACCUCAUCGCUCUCCAGAGCUGAUCGCCAGGGGAGCCAGUCACCACCCUCCUCCACCUCCCAAACCUAAGCCGGUCGGUUGGUCGUGUCUUGGCUGCACGUAUCUCAAUAAACCGACACGUCCGGGUUGUGAGAUGUGUGGCACAGCGAGGCCUGACAACUACACCGUGCCUGACUUGUACGAGCCGGACGAGGCAGAGAUCAGGAGACUCCAGCAGGAGGAACUCGCCAGCCUGCAGUACGAGCAGUCUGUAAAGGAUGAGCGGGAGAGGAACUUCCAACAACUCCUGGAAACGGACUCCCACAGUCUGGUGGGGAACGCGGAUGCGCUGGAUUGCGCCAUCUGCUUCAGCACCAUCGAGCCGGGAGAGGGCGCCGUGCUGAGAGAGUGCCUGCACAGCUUCUGCAGGGAGUGUCUGAAGGAAACGGUUCUGAACUGCGCGGAUGCCGAGGUGGCUUGUCCUUUCAGAGACGACGCUUAUUCCUGCAACUGCAAGCUUCAAGAUCGAGAAAUCCGAUCGCUUCUCUCUCAGGACGAGCACCAGAAGUUUCUGGAACUGCGUCUGAACAUCGCGGAGUCCCGCAGCGAGAACAGCUACCACUGCAAGACGCCCGACUGCGCCGGCUGGUGCAUCUUCGAAGACGACGUGAACGAAUUCGCGUGCGACAUCUGCAGCGAGACCAACUGCAUCCUCUGCAAGGCUAUUCACAAGGGAAUGAACUGCAAGGAGUACCAGGAUGAUCUUCGCGUUCGAGCGCAGAACGACGACGCGGCCCGACAGACCGCCCAGAUGCUGGACCAACUCCUGAAAAACGGCGAAGCGAUGAACUGUCCCAGAUGUCAGGUGAUCGUCCAGAAGAAGGACGGCUGUGACUGGAUCUGCUGUCUGAUGUGCAAGACGGAGAUCUGCUGGGUGACCAAACAGGCCCGAUGGGGUCCUCAGGGCGCUGGAGACACUUCAGGCGGUUGCAGAUGUCGGGUCAACGGAGUCCUCUGCGAUCCACGCUGCCAGAACUGCCACUGAACGAGCAAAAACACUCGUGCAACACGCAGUUUGCGAUUAUAGCUUUAAUAUUUACGUCUCGUCAUAUCACCGGCACAUUACUCCAGACGUCUGUAUUUAAUUGAUAUGUCCUAGGACUAAAUAUUUAGAACAUGUUUACAAAUGGAAACUAGCUGAGGUUUCAUGGGAUAGUAUGAACUGAUAGAGAAAGGACUUAAAUCACUACCAUUUUCCUGUAAUCUGAUGCUCUGGGACUUCGUGCAAUGAUACCGUAGGAGCAUUAUUGUAUUUAGAUCUUCAUUUCCUUAAAAAAAACAAAAAAAAAACAAUUGGUUUUGGAUCCAAAGAUUUCUUUGUUGUAAAUCACAGCGUAUACGAUAUGGAGCAAUGAAGGAAGAACCGAAGAAAACGACGUAAUUCUAGAUUAAUUUAAAUGCAGAAAAAUGAAUAUUCUAAUAUUUUCGUAUGUAUUUUUUUUAAGGCAAUUUCGGUGUGUUGUUUGCAAUAUUUUACGAUUCAAUAAAGCUGUCAUUCAAAAACGGA
Puntigrus tetrazona (Sumatra barb) is the source of this 2211-nucleotide messenger RNA. It is a transcript of the gene rbck1, whose product is annotated as RanBP-type and C3HC4-type zinc finger containing 1. The transcript has 13 exons. Lineage: Eukaryota; Metazoa; Chordata; Actinopteri; Cypriniformes; Cyprinidae. The record is from RefSeq and is a predicted model, not a curated record. Gene Ontology annotation, biological process: protein linear polyubiquitination; proteasome-mediated ubiquitin-dependent protein catabolic process; positive regulation of canonical NF-kappaB signal transduction. Bases 163 to 1689 code for a protein of 508 amino acids. Gene Ontology annotation, molecular function: ubiquitin-protein transferase activity; metal ion binding; ubiquitin binding. Gene Ontology annotation, cellular component: LUBAC complex.